UUAAAAUUCUAUCAAUCGUUUAUUUCUUUUGAUAAUACCCGGAGUUCUCAAUCCCAACAAAUUUACACCAAAAUGGAUUUCGCUGGUGCUCAAGAAAAAGCAAAGGCUUUCACCAAGAAGCCAACUGAUGAAAUUUUCUUGGAAUUCUAUGGAUUGUACAAACAAGCUACAGUUGGUGACUGCAACAUCGAGAAACCAGGUCUUUUGGAUUUGAAGGCAAAGGCUAAAUUCGAAGCCUGGAACAAGAACAAGGGUAUGUCAGCUGAUGAUGCUAAGGCAGCUUACAUCAAGGCAUACGAGAAGUAUGCACCAAUUUAUGCUUAAAUUUAUUGAUGACAUAAGGAAAUGGAAAAUGUAUUGAUAACUGAAAUAAAGACACCCUAUUUUGAAAAAUAUUAAA
Molecule: messenger RNA, 400 nt
Organism: Episyrphus balteatus (marmalade hoverfly)
Lineage: Eukaryota; Metazoa; Arthropoda; Insecta; Diptera; Syrphidae
Product: acyl-CoA-binding protein-like
Exons: 3
Coding region: 73-324 (83 amino acids)
Biological process (GO): fatty acid metabolic process
Molecular function (GO): long-chain fatty acyl-CoA binding
Source: RefSeq, a predicted model, not a curated record